GGUUGAGGGCGCUAUAUAACAUUAACAGACGAUCACGAACCAAAUCAUGGAAGCACGUGUUUUCUGCUUACUUUUUGCAUGCAGCGCGUAGUUUAGAUUUAGAAACAGUAACAUGUGGAAAACUCGUAACCACACUUCUAAAGAAGCUAAAUUCUGAGCCUCAAGUUUACGAAGAGUUUUUGAAGAAGAUUUUGUAACUGUAUUUGACAGAGAUAUAGUCACUUUUGAAAGGACCACAAUUCCAACCCCAGAAAGAUGCCUUUCUAUUCAAAACAGAGCCUUUUGAGAGAGUACCACAGGUGGAAUGCACCCAAGAGAAGGAACUUGGAUCGUUACAUUGAAGUGAUUUAUGGAAAGACAUUCCUCUCUGAGUUAAAGAUGAAUCUUGAAAAGAAGAGACAAGACCAAUCAACUGCAGCCCAGGGAAGAUCACAACAGCCGCAAAAAGCAGUCAAUGGAUCAUCAAAACAGGAGAAGCCCUCCGAUUCUGAGACAAGAAAUGCUGCUGAGGAUGAAGGCCAUCUUCAAGAAACCGUCACCAAGGAAAUACCAAGACGCAAGCGUUAUGCUCCACUGGCACAUGGGAGCAAGAGUAGGGAGGCAGGGUCUAGUAGUGGAUUGAUGACAAGGAAAAGACGCCAAAGCAGAUGGAUAUAUGCCAGGGAUGUUUCAUCCUCGACAGAACUGACAGGAGAAACCUCUAAGAACGAGGAAGAAGAAGGGCGCUUUCAGGCAGAUGGGGAGAGGAAGGAAGCUUCCACAGACCAAGACAUCCCUGCCGUAAUGGACCGAGAAGAGGAUGCAUUUAUCCCUUCUAGGAGUGAUUCUUCCACAACAGAAGGUACAGGAGAAGCCUCGACGAAGAAGCAAGGAGGGAGACUUCAGGCAGAUGCUGAAAGUAAGGCAGCUUCCACAAUUCAGGACAAUCCAGACAAGGGUGCUUUUAUCUCUACCAGAACAAAACGUUCUAGAGGCAUCCGUGAGAGGAAUGAUGAAGGUAAAAGAGAUGAUACCAGGACAGAUGGCAGCCUCGGAGCUCAAUCAACACAGAGGUCUCUAGAGACUCUCCCAAGAGGUAAUGCUGAAACGGCUACUUCAGAUGCCCCCGAAACUUCAAGAGCUGUUGAGGAUAAACCCUCUUCGGAACAAAAGGCAAUUACAUCCAGGACACAGAGAAAAAGCUCCCGGAAAAGCUAUCCUUCAGGAAAUGUUGACGGAACAGAACUUGACCUUCCUGUCGGCGAGGCAGGUUGUGACAUUCAGAAAAUACAAGCUCUGAAUGCCGUUGCAGAAUCCACAAUGACGACAGCAAGUGAAUCUCAUGACCAAUUCGAAGACGACCAAGAUGGAGCCCUGUCGUCAUCACAAAUUUCAGGAGUGACUGGACAAUCAGCUCUUGGGCUGAGAGGUCGUACCAGAAACAGAAGAGCCUUUUCUCCUCAGCAAAGAAGACGAGUAACCCGUCAAAGGUUCACCUCCUCAAGAAAUGUCUCUGGAAGCUAUAAGGUUGACAGCAGGGAUACUGUGACAACAUCACAGCCCAGCAGCACCUCGGAAUCAGAAGUAAAAGAAUCUGUCUCAGAUAGUGCGGAAGGUAGCUCAACAGCGCUGAUGCAAGGAGGCCCUUCUCAGGAAAGAGCUGUUGCCUCCAAGAGGGUGAUAAGAUUUCGACAGACUGCAAGGAAAUGCUUUCCAAAUCUAAGCCAAAGUGCAGCUGUUGAGUAUGGAGGCAAGAGAAGCCGGUUAGCUGAUGCACAGCCAUUCAGCUUUACACUUGCCAGUGAUCAGAGGCUAGAUUCUGCUUCUUUCAGUCGCCGUGUUUCUGUCGAGGUUCACAGAUUGGAAGAGCCAGUAGGUUGCAGUCCAAGUUCUCUGACAACCCAAGUAGAUAGCUGUCCUGCUGAGAUUGGAAGUCACGAUGAAACACAAGCCAUGGUUGAUGUUGGGGAGAUAGUGAAGAGAGUGGAGGGUAAUGCAAGCAGUGAUGAUGUCAGUCUGAGAGGCCAGGAAUCUCAAGAUCCACGCGACGAGGAUCUGUGGGACUUGUCAGUGGUUUCUGCAAUUGAGGACAUCCCUCUGUUGGAAGACGACGACAAAGGAAAGUCGUCCCAGAAGGAAACAGAUGCCCCUCGACAUCCGACAAAAACUCAGCGGGACGUGACCACCGGGACUCAAGAAUGGAUGCCUGGUGGAUUCUCCUCCAAGCAUGAGGAUCUAGAUUGUAAGCCUGAGAAUGACAACGAUGACUCGGUCAUUGAUGAGUCUGUGGAAGAUGAUGACAGCACCUCUCCCAUCGGCAGCUACCUUCCAGGACUCUCGCGCCUUCAUGGCAACCUACCCACGGAGAGUCAGCCUCCUUAUGUCAACUCUCCCAUUAUCCCAGUCCUGGGUCUGCUCCACCAGCCUACAGGCAAGGAAAAACAAGUUGAGAUAGCGAACAAAACUGCCCCCACUUCCAGAAGCAGAUCUUGGGAUAGCCGCGGAUACGUAUUCACAUCCCCGACAAAUUUCCCAGUUGGGAACUGGAAAACGAAGAACCGCGAGACUCCACAAGAAGUAGAACAGACUGAGAAAGUUGGUCCCAGACAAAGGCGCAGCCCUUCAGGCAGACCUGUCGCCACGGUAAUCAAGAAGGACCGGCUUGUAGAUACCGGGGUCAGGAGCCUGACUACUUUGAAUACAGGAGCAGUGACAAGCACUGGGCUGGCACCACAUCUCCCAGCAGAGAAAAACUCAAACGUUAAGACAGACAUCAAGACGGAGAACAGCUUGAAUGGUCAGACCAAGAAGAUGGAUCAAGGCGUUGCCAUUGAGACACCUGUAAAAGAUGAGAUGUACUACCCUCGUCCGCAGGAGGAACCAGUGGUGGUCCCCAAGAAGAUCAGAACUGCUGCCGAAAAGAAGCACCGAUGGUCAAACCAAGAAGGCAAUACCAAUUUCCCCGACCAAAAGAAAGAUGGGCUUAAACAGGAGCAUCAACCCCUCUUCUCUCCAGUUAAGUUAGCUAAACAAGUUGAUUGGGCAAGUGGUCAAACAGGUGCCAGAAAAAGAAAGCGGAAUGAUUCACAAGAGAGUCAGAUGAGAGGUCACAGUGGUUGGGAAGAAAGUCUGCGGCAAAAACCGGCAACCGUCACCAAGUUCCAGGCCGGCGAAUCUCACAAGACCUCAAAGAAACCAGAGACAGAGAAGAAAAGAUGGCAGUCUCCUGCGAAGAACAUUAUUCAGAGCCCUACAAAAGCUGACAGUGAUAAGUCGUACCUGGCAACCAAAUCGCCAUUCAGAGAUGUUUGGAAGCCUCCUCCGUCAAAGAAGAUGAAGUUAUAUGAAGGCUCUGAUCAUGCACAAAAGUCAAGUGAAGAAGAGGAAUUGAGCAAGCCAAUAACAACCCAUGUUUCAACCCCACGCCCGCCUCCUGUUCUUCAAGACAAGUUCCGCUACGGCGAGCUGAUCUGGGGCAAGAUGAAAGGGUUCAACUGGUGGCCCGGCACGGUGGUGCACCACCACGCAUGCGGACGGGAUGCCGCGCCCAGCGAUGCAUGCUGGGUAAAGUGGUACGGAGAUGACAAGUUUUCAAAGUUGAAUCUCAGCCAGGUAACCCCCUUUUUCCAGUUCUCCGCCCACUUCUCGCACUCUACAUUUCUGCACACUGCCCUCUACAGGCGAGCAGUCUUCCUAGCUCUUCUGAUUGCGUCAACACGUGCAGGCAAGACCUACGCUAGCGAUCCGACCCAGUAUAAGACCGAGGUUCCCAAGCGCAGCCGGCGCUCGGACCCAGCCUGGCAGAAAUUCUACGAGCUGUGCAACGAAAUGAUCGGAUGGGCCAAGGAUGGGUUCGAACCAGGCGGCAAGGAUGCUAUCAUGCCAGAUGAAGUAGAGCAGCAGCUACCACCAAGGCCAGCCUCCCCGCCCCCAAGCCCUGCGUUGUCCACGCCCACCAAGAGGUCGAACCGCUCCCCGUCCAAGUCGUCUGGUACCUGGAAGGAUAUAAGAGAUGUUGUCAUUCCGGAAGUUCGUAAUGGGAUGAAAUGCAUUGAAGAUAUCUGCAUUGGCUGUGGGAGUUCCAAAUUGACGGCUCAGCAUCCAUUCUUCAUUGGGGGUCUGUGUGAAGUCUGCAGGAUUGAAUAUGCAGAGAUGGCCUACGUGUUUGAUGAGGACGGGUACCAGUGUUUCUGCUGCAUCUGUGCUGAGGGAAGCGACAUCAUCCUAUGUGACCAGCCAGAAUGCUAUCGCUCUUUCUGCCAUGACUGUAUUGAGUGUCUGGUAGGGCCAGGCGAAGUCCAAACAAUUCUCGCUGAUGACCAAUGGAAGUGCUACAUGUGCAACCCAGAGCCCACCGCCGGCCUGCUGACUCGACGCGAAGACUGGCCCCAGAAACUGCUGUUGUUUUUCCAGCAGGAUCACAGCCAGAACUUCCCACCAAUCAGGACCUAUCCCCCCGUGGCAAUGGAUCAGCGCAAACCCGUCAGGGUGCUCUCGUUGUUUGAUGGCAUUGGAACAGGCAUGUUGGUCCUGAAGGAGCUAGGUGUCAAGGUGGACUGUUACUAUGCCUCUGAGAUCAACGAGGAAGCUAUGCAGGUCUCCUCGGUGCGUCACGACGGCGUCAUCCAACAACUGAACGACGUCAGGGGCAUCACAGAGCAAGAGAUCAAAUCCCUGGGGCCAUUUGACCUGCUGAUCGGAGGCAGUCCAUGCAACGAUCUCUCCAUUGCCAACCCGGCACGCAAGGGACUGUUUGAAGGAACCGGUGUUCUCUUCUUUGAGUUCUAUCGUCUGCUGACCGCCGUCCGUCCAGAGGCAGACAGCCAACGCCCCUUCUUCUGGCUGUUUGAGAAUGUCGUCGGAAUGCCACACAAGCACAAAAUGGACAUAUCCAGAUUCCUGCAGUGUGACCCGGUAGUAGUCGAUGCCAAGGAUGUUUCCCCGGCCCACAGAGCACGCUACUUUUGGGGAAACCUGCCAGGAAUGAAUAGACCCAACGUGGCCACAGACCACAAUGCACUGUGCCUGCAAGACUGCCUGGAACCCAACUGCAACCGACAAGCGCAGUUCUCCAAGGUCCGCACCGUCACCUCCAAGCUGAACUCCAUCAAGCAGAGGAGCGAGCAGGUCCUCCCCGUCCUGAUGAAUGGUCAGGAGGACGCCCUCUGGUGUACAGAGAUGGAGAGGAUUUUCGGCUUCCCAGAGCACUACACGGACAUAGCCAACAUGAGCCGCUCCUCACGACACAAGCUGAUUGGCCAGGCAUGGAGCGUGCCUGUUAUCAAGCACCUACUGGCUCCGCUCAAGGAGUACUUUGCCUGUGAGACCCACGAGGAGAGAGCCUAAGAAUAUGGAGCUUUUUCUGAUCUGCCCUUUGUCCAAAUUGUAACAAGUUGGAAUUCUUUAGCCGUAUAGACCAGUCUGGGCACAAAAACUACUGUACACUUAUGGACACCGAUAAGGCCUUUUCACACUAGGGUCUGGCCUAUCU
Patiria miniata (bat star) is the source of this 5470-nucleotide messenger RNA. RefSeq lists its product as uncharacterized. The transcript has 24 exons. The coding region runs from base 256 to 5325 and encodes 1689 amino acids. Gene Ontology annotation, molecular function: methyltransferase activity. NCBI's taxonomy places the organism in Eukaryota, Metazoa, Echinodermata, Asteroidea, Valvatida, Asterinidae. Gene Ontology annotation, cellular component: nucleus. The record is from RefSeq and is a predicted model, not a curated record. Gene Ontology annotation, biological process: regulation of gene expression.